CCCUCCCGCCAGGCCUUGCUGGACCCAGCGCCUUCUCCCUGUCACCCGCUGUCGCCUCGGGCGGGGAUCGGUGCCCCGGAGCGCAAAGCCUGACGCGAUCCCCCUCUCCCACCCCCACCCCCACCUCCCACCGCCCAGGCCCUGGCGGCGAUGAGACAGAGCGGCGCCUCCCAGCCCCUGCUGAUCAACAUGUACCUGCCAGAUCCCGUCGGAGACGGUCUCUUCAAGGAAGGAAAGAGCCCGGGGUGGGGGCCGCUGAGCCCCGCGGUACAAAAAGGCAGCGGCCAGAUCCAGCUGUGGCAGUUUCUGCUGGAGCUGCUGGCUGACCGCGCCAACGCCGGCUGCAUCGCGUGGGAGGGUGGCCACGGCGAGUUCAAGCUCACGGACCCAGACGAGGUGGCGCGGCGCUGGGGCGAGCGCAAGAGCAAGCCCAACAUGAACUACGACAAGCUGAGCCGCGCGCUGCGCUACUACUAUGACAAGAACAUCAUGAGCAAGGUGCACGGCAAGCGCUACGCCUACCGCUUCGACUUCCAGGGCCUGGCGCAGGCCUGCCAGCCGCCCCCCGCGCACGCUCACGCCGCCGCCGCCGCCGCGGCCGCCGCCGCCGCCGCCGCCCAGGAAGGCGCACUCUACAAGCUGCAGCCCAGCCUGGCCCCACUGCCCUUCCCCGGCCUCUCCAAACUCAACCUCAUGGCCGCCUCGGCCGGCGUCGCGCCCGCCGGCUUCUCCUACUGGCCGGGUCCGGGCCCCGCCGCCGCCGCCGCCGCCACCGCCGCGCUCUACCCCAGCCCCGGGUUGCAGCCCCCGUCCGGGCCCUUCGGCGCGGUGGCCGCCGCCUCGCACCUGGGGGGCCAUUACCACUAG
Aethalodelphis obliquidens (Pacific white-sided dolphin) is the source of this 867-nucleotide messenger RNA. It is a transcript of the gene FEV, whose product is annotated as FEV transcription factor, ETS family member. The transcript is spliced from 3 exons. Gene Ontology annotation, cellular component: nucleus. Gene Ontology annotation, biological process: regulation of transcription by RNA polymerase II; cell differentiation. The record is from RefSeq and is a predicted model, not a curated record. Gene Ontology annotation, molecular function: DNA-binding transcription factor activity, RNA polymerase II-specific; sequence-specific DNA binding. Lineage: Eukaryota; Metazoa; Chordata; Mammalia; Artiodactyla; Delphinidae. Bases 151 to 867 code for a protein of 238 amino acids.